Malus domestica (apple) is the source of this 1341-nucleotide messenger RNA. Its product is annotated as CBL-interacting serine/threonine-protein kinase 5. Gene Ontology annotation, molecular function: ATP binding; protein serine/threonine kinase activity. The record is from RefSeq and is marked provisional. Gene Ontology annotation, biological process: protein phosphorylation; signal transduction. Lineage: Eukaryota; Viridiplantae; Streptophyta; Magnoliopsida; Rosales; Rosaceae.
AUGGAGGAAAGGACGGUGCUUUUCGGGAAGUACGAGGUGGGGAAGCUGCUGGGCAAGGGGACCUUCGCGAAGGUCUACCAUGGCAGACAAAUCGCGACGAACGAAAGCGUGGCGAUUAAGGUGAUCAGCAAGGACCAGGUGAAGAAGGAAGGGAUGAUGGAGCAGAUCAAGCGGGAAAUCGAAGUGAUGCGUUUAGUCCGCCACCCGAACAUUGUGGAGCUGAAAGAAGUCAUGGCGACCAAGACCAAGAUCUUCGUCGUCAUGGAGUACGUCAAGGGUGGCGAGCUCUUCGGCAAGGUGGCGAAGGGGAAGCUGAAGGAGGAUCAGGCACGGAAGUACUUCCAGCAGCUAAUCUCCGCCGUCGAUUUCUGCCACAGCCGGGGCGUUUCCCACCGCGAUUUGAAGCCGGAGAAUCUGUUGAUCGACGAAAACGAGGAUUUGAAGAUUUCAGACUUCGGACUCUCCUCCCUGCCGGAGCAGCUCCGGAACGACGGGCUACUGCACACCCAGUGUGGGACCCCUGCUUACGUGGCGCCGGAGGUGCUGAGGAAAAAGGGGUACGACGGAUCUAAGGCGGAUCUCUGGUCGUGCGGAGUUGUGCUGUUCGUUUUGCUCGCUGGGUUUCUGCCGUUUCAGGACGAGAAUCUGAUGAAGAUGUACAGGAAGAUUUUCAAGGCGGAGUUCGAAUGUCCGCCGUGGUUUUCGACGGAGGCGAAGCGGUUGAUCUCGAAGCUGUUGGUUUCCGACCCGGAGAAGCGAAUCACCAUUCCGGCGAUCAUGCGCGUGCCGUGGUUUCGCAAGGGGAUGAAGAAACCGGAGGAGUUUUUGGGACACCCGGAAGGUGUUUGCGAAAAGUCCGAAGAGACCGAUGCUCAAAGCGAUGUACAAAACGAAAGCAAUAAGUCGUCCUCGCCGAAGUUCUUCAAUGCGUUUGAGUUUAUUUCGUCGAUGUCGUCCGGGUUCGACUUGUCGAAUUUGUUCGAGACGAAGCGGAAGGCGGGGUCGAUGUUCACGUCCAAGUGCUCGGCCGCGGCAAUCAUGACUAAGAUUGAGGUGGCGGCGAAGGGGCUGAGCUUUAAAGUGAGGAAACUGAAGGACUUCAAACUAAGGAUGCAAGGGCCAAAUGAAGGGCGAAAAGGGCGGCUUUCGGUAACCGCGGAGGUGUUCGCGGUGGCACCGGAGGUGGCGGUGGUGGAGUUUAUAAAGUCGUCCGGGGAUACCUUGGAGUAUGCCAAGUUUUGUGAGGAAGAUGUUAGGCCAGCAUUGAAAGACAUUGUAUGGACAUGGCAAGGUGACGGUGACGGUGAAGGGAAAGUCGACUGCGAUCAACUUCAACAGUGA